This is a messenger RNA of Phalaenopsis equestris, 922 nucleotides long. RefSeq lists its product as uncharacterized. The record is from RefSeq and is a predicted model, not a curated record. Lineage: Eukaryota; Viridiplantae; Streptophyta; Magnoliopsida; Asparagales; Orchidaceae. Bases 60 to 560 code for a protein of 166 amino acids. The transcript is spliced from 2 exons.
UUCUAUUUCUUCCUCCUUCCAGCACAGAAUCCUCUCACACACACUCUCUCUCUCCGAAGAUGUUGCUCGGCAAGAGGCCUCGUCCGUCUAUGAAGCGGACGACAAGCAUGAAGAAUGUUUCAGCAGAUCUCGGCACUACGGUGACAGUAUCCACACAGUUCCAUCCAAAGGCACCAGCUACCGGCGACGGAAAUCAGCCGCCGUGGGAUUCUAGAGACUGGAAUCUCGAUCGGCGGCGGAACGUGAUGGGAGCAUCAGGUUUAGUCUCGAUGGUGUCGCCGCGAGGGAUACGGUGGGGCUCAGCUGCGGUUGAGACGGCUCCAUUUCUUAGGGUUUGCGCUCUCUGCAAAGGGGUUCUCCAUCCCGGCCGCGACAUCUUUAUGUAUAGGGGUGAAAUUGCCUUUUGUAGCACGGAAUGUCGCGGGCAUCAAAUAAAGCUAGAUGAGAGGAAGGAGAAGGCGAAAUGCUCCGUCACCUCUAGGAAGGACUCGACUCAGACUCAAGCAAACACGCCGGCUUCUAAGGCCUCGGGCGGCGGCGAAACGGUGGCGGCUAGCUGAGCAACUUGAGAACAAGUUUACAUCUCCUAUAUUCUGUACAAUUUGUACAUGUCUUGAGGCAUAAGCAGGAUCCUGGACUAGAUUGGGAUGCCAUUUUGGUAUUUUGGCAACUUGUGCUGCCUUACUAGAGUUCAUAAGGUGGUCAUCAGUCCUCCUUUUUGUCUCUAUAUUGUUAGUUUGGCUCUUGUGGCUACUGAUAUGUAUUAAGGUUUGCAGAGGGUUUAUCAUUAAGCUUUCCUAUUUUUAUCCAUGGCUUGUGGGAAAGCAUCGAAGUGCUUAGUAUUUCAAUUAAUGUAAAAUCUUUAUUCCAACUAUUGUAAAAUGAUUAUUAUUAUUUUGGAUUAUGUAUUGAGAAGCAAGAA